CCCCCCCCCCAGCGGGUCAGCAGCCGCAGGCGGGCGGGCAGGACGGCCGGCAGGAUCGACGUGUACUUCGUGAGCCCUGAAGGGAAGAAGCUGAGAUCAAAACGAGCUCUUGUGGAGUAUUUGCAGAAAACUGGAGAGACAACACUGAAAGCAGCAGAUUUUGAUUUUACAGCUCCUCGAGGGAGCACACGCUCAGGGUUGAGGGGAUAUGGCACAGGGGCUGUGAGGACUGAUCUGGAAAAGGAGGACUGUCAGAGCAAAGUGCAGGAUCUCCAUGUACAGAAUGGUGCUGAGGUUGGAAUUCAGAACAUGCAGGCUGAGAAUGGACACCUGGAAGAUGCUACAUCUACUAUGGAAAGCACAGAUUUAGUAAUGCAAGACACAGAGCCAGAGGAGAGUUUGAAAACCAGAAGAAAGGGGGCAGAUGGGAAAAGUGUCCGAACUAGGAGACGUGGGAAGGGCUCAGAAAGGAGGAACCAAGGUGACCCCAAGAGCAAGAGGCAGAGAAGAAUCUCUAACACCCUGGAGACCGAGUGUGUUCAGAAGAAGGGAGUGCACAGACAGACAGGCACCCGUGGAGCUGCCAGCCAGGCUGUGGGUGAUGCAGGGAAAGCUCUGUCAAGAGUGUCCAGGGCACGGCUGAGGUCCCUGGCUGGCUCACAGAGGGAGCUGGGCCACCUGCCAGAGGAGGGGCCAUGCUGCAGUGACACACCUGCUGUGGGGCCUGAGGAGAAAUCCUGUGGACUGGAGACAGGGAAGGUGCUGGAUCCAGGGGAUCUGGGUCAGCAGAAAGGUAAAUCUGACACCCAGGUGGAUGCUGAGCCCUGGGCCAGGACAGGCUGCUCAGCAGUCACAAUGUCACCAGAAGAGUCUGUCCCACAAACACAAGUGGAUAGAAGGAAAACGAGUCCAUAUUUUUCCAGUAAAUACAACAAAGAAGCCCCCAACCCACCCAGAAGGAAGGCCCUCAGAAAAUGGACUCCUCCACGUUCUCCUUUCAAUCUUAUCCAAGAAACACUCUUCCAUGAUCCAUGGAAGCUUCUCAUUGCCACCAUAUUUCUCAACAAAACUGCAGGGAAAAUGGCCAUUCCAGUGCUCUGGGAGUUCCUGAAGAAGUAUCCUUCUCCUGAGGUAGCCAGGGCUGCAGACUGGAAAGAGAUGUCAGAGCUGCUCAAACCUCUGGGCCUCUAUGAACUCAGAGCCAAAACCAUCAUCAGGUUCUCAGGUGAGUACCUGAGCAAGGCGUGGCGUUACCCCAUCGAGCUGCACGGCAUCGGCAAGUACGGCAACGACUCCUACAGAAUCUUCUGUGUCAACGAGUGGAAGGAGGUGCAGCCACAGGACCACAAGUUGAACGUGUACCACACGUGGCUGUGGGAGAACCACGAGAGGUUGAGCAUUGACUGAGCUGAGCUGAGCUGAGCUGGGGUGACCUGGCCCUAUCACUUCCCCUCGAGUGCCCUCACAGUUCUGGGUGUAAAUAUGUGUGAGAUGUCAGGGCUGGCCUCAUUGCUGUUUUUUUAAUAAACGUGUCCCUGUUUUGUA
Molecule: messenger RNA, 1545 nt
Organism: Ficedula albicollis (Collared flycatcher)
Lineage: Eukaryota; Metazoa; Chordata; Aves; Passeriformes; Muscicapidae
Gene: MBD4
Product: methyl-CpG binding domain 4, DNA glycosylase
Exons: 7
Biological process (GO): DNA repair
Cellular component (GO): nucleus
Molecular function (GO): pyrimidine-specific mismatch base pair DNA N-glycosylase activity; DNA binding
Source: RefSeq, a predicted model, not a curated record